Messenger RNA from Entamoeba nuttalli P19, 1080 nucleotides. RefSeq names its product UV excision repair protein RAD23, putative. Gene Ontology annotation, cellular component: nucleoplasm; cytosol. Gene Ontology annotation, biological process: proteasome-mediated ubiquitin-dependent protein catabolic process. The record is from RefSeq and is a predicted model, not a curated record. The transcript has a single exon. Lineage: Eukaryota; Evosea; Mastigamoebida; Endamoebidae. Gene Ontology annotation, molecular function: polyubiquitin modification-dependent protein binding; proteasome binding; ubiquitin binding. The coding region runs from base 1 to 1080 and encodes 359 amino acids.
AUGAAAAUAACUGUGACAACUAUCUCAAAGAAAAUAUUCACAUUUGAUGUUGAACCAACGUCCACUAUUGGCUAUUUAAAAGAAUUAAUUUCAAAACAAGAAGGAAUAGAAAUUUCUUCAAUUGCCCUCUGUUUUAAAUCAAAAAUGUUAAAAAAUAAUGAUGAGACAUUAGACAAAAUUGGGUAUGCUGAAGGAGAACACGUUGUGAUGAUAAUUAUGAAAAAGCCAUCAAAAGCUAAUAUUACUGAAUCUUCUAAUGAUGAAAAGAAAAUCCAUAAACCUAUUCUAAAUGAAAAGAAACCAUUAGUUAAUCCAGAAGUACCAACGAAAAAAGAAAGCGAUAUUGUUAUUGAUGAAAAUUUGGUUAUAGAAUUAAAAAAUCAAGGAUAUGAUGAAGAACAUAUUAGGGAUGCUCUUAAAAAAUCUAAUAAUGAUAAAGAAAAAGCUCUUUCAGAAUUAAAAGGAAAUCCACUUGAAAAUUUUGAUGUGUUUCAACCAACAGAAGAAACUCAAAAUGAAAUGGUCCAAGAACCUCCAAUUGAAAUUCAAAUUACUCCAGAAGAAUUAGAUGAAAUUAUUGAUGAAGUUGAAGAAGAAGAUCCAGAAUUGGCAGAACAAAUGAGAGAAGAUCCAGAACUAGCAAUGAAUUAUGUACUUCAAAACCUUCAAAUAGGAGAAGAUAUAGAUGAUGAUGGGUUAGGAGUUUUUGGAGAUAAUCUUUCACCAGAAGAAAUAGAACAACUUAUUCAAUCAGGUGCAUUAAGUAGAGAAGAAGUUGACCAACUAUUAGAUGUAAAUAAUCAAAUGAGUGAAGAAGGAUCAAUGUCUUUAAACUCUGAAGAUGAAAUGAGUGAAGAAGGUCAACUCUCAACAACUGAUUCAAAACCUCCAAAAGCACCAAAAAGUGAUCAACAAAAAUCUAAUUUACCAAAAAAAGAAAAUUUAAGUUCAGAAGAUCAAAAGAAUAUUACUGAUUUAAUGGAAUUAGGUUUUUCACGUUCUGUGGCAACUGAGGCAUAUAUUGUAAGCAAUAAAAAUAAAGAAGUUGCUGCUAACUACUUAUUUGAAAGAGGUUAUUAA